UGACAUCUCUAUCACCCAAAUCUCACAUUAUUAUAUAUAUUCUCCUUACAGCACAAAGAACAGAAGAGAUCAGAAGGAAAAAAAAAGCCUCACAUUAUUUAGCAUGAGUCAGUGGACAGUCCCAAACUUGAAUCAUCAUCAGCAUCAUCAUCAAUCUCAGCAAUCACAACAGCAAGAAGAUGCUACCCAUGUCCAUAAUUUUUCCCACAAAAACUCCACAUUGUUCAGCCAUAAUUAUCUUAUCCCCAUGCCAAAGUAUGAAGGUAUGGAGAGGACAUGGGAGAGUGGAGAUCAGCAAGCGGCAGCAAUAGAGGACCAUGGACAUUGUCAUGGGAAAGUGCUUCCUCAAAUGCCUUCAACGAAGCACUCAUGGAGCGAAUCCGAAGACACCCUCGAGUCUAUAGUUCAUAGUUCGCUGUCCAGGAAACGGACACGAUCCAACCCGGAAUGUUGGAAAGAUGAAACUUUGAUGACUGAGGCUUCUUUAGAAUCCCAUAGGACCUUCAAGUCUAAAAAUUCCAUUCAAGAUUUAGCUCUAGAACAUGAUGGCUCGGAGAAAGAAUAUAACAUGAAGGGAAAAACGGAUGGAAGCUGCUCGAAUAGACGAACUCGAACAGCUGCUAUUAAUCAUAAUCAGUACGAGAGAAGACGAAGAGAUCGAAUCAACCAGAGAAUGAAAGAUUUGCAAAAGUUGGUGCCAAAUGGUAGUAAGACUGAUAGAGCUUCACUUUUGGAUGACACAAUUCAAUACUUGAAGCAACUCCAAGCACAAGUUCAGUUCAUGGACAGCAUUAGAUCAGCUGUGCCACAGAUGGUCAUGCCUCUAGGAAUACAGCAGCAGCAGCUUCAAAUGUCGCUGCUUGCAGCUCGUAUGGGGCUGCUCGGCGCUGCUUCAAUGGCAUCCAGCUCCAGUUCCUUUCCUUGCGCUGCUACAUUUCCUCAAAUUCAACUGCCUUCCAUCGUCUCAACAACAAAGCCAAAAUCUAAACUUUCCACCCGCGCUUUUGUUCCUCCAACCGAUCCUUUCUGCACUUUUCUUGCACAAUCAAUGGAUAUGGAUUUCUACAGUAAGAUGGUGACACUAUAUUGCCAAGAAGUGAACAGAACACCUCAGCAGACAAGCAAACUAAUGCAAUCACAAAGAAUAGGAGGGGACAAGGAAGAUAUGCAUCAGAGCUAGCCAAAAGAAGCUCCAGGCCGAUUUGGUUGAAUCCAACAAAAACUAGUUUUAGUUGAAUAGUUAGAUAUGCCUCAUUUCAACCAAAUGUUCAAGGCUUUCUCUAGUAAUUUUGGUGGAUGGAAAUGACAUAUUCUAAUGAUAAUUUUCUUUUAGUUUUCC
This is a messenger RNA of Cucumis sativus (cucumber), 1339 nucleotides long. Its product is annotated as transcription factor UNE10. The record is from RefSeq and is a predicted model, not a curated record. NCBI's taxonomy places the organism in Eukaryota, Viridiplantae, Streptophyta, Magnoliopsida, Cucurbitales, Cucurbitaceae. Gene Ontology annotation, cellular component: nucleus. Gene Ontology annotation, molecular function: protein dimerization activity. The coding region runs from base 104 to 1180 and encodes 358 amino acids. The transcript is spliced from 6 exons.